Molecule: messenger RNA, 1917 nt
Organism: Lecanosticta acicola
Lineage: Eukaryota; Fungi; Ascomycota; Dothideomycetes; Mycosphaerellales; Mycosphaerellaceae
Source: the annotation of a GenBank genome assembly
AUGGGUGUCAAGGGCCUGAAGACAGCAUCUGCUGUGUCAAUACACCAGAGACGAACCGAAGAGGAACAGCAACAACGAAAUGUUGCCUUGAAGAAAGCUAUUGGCUUUGCCCAAGUACCUCUGCUCACCAACCUCGUCUACUUUGCGUGGCGAUGGUUUAGCGUCCUCAAAUGCAUUCCAAGCUCCGGUGGCAGUGAGAUUGUUGCAUUCGUAGGAUUUCUCUUGGUGGAAUGGAUCUUCGCAGGUAAGCCUUCAGAAACGCGCGAAGUUGGCUCAGAAGGCUAACGGGAUGCAGUGAGCGGAUUGCUGAAUGCACUCCUGGUUUCUAGUCUGGGCAAAACCUGGACUCCUCAAGAGCAAAAGCGGGCGAAAGGCGAGAGCAUUCCUCGCGUAGAUGUAUUCUUGCCAUGCUACGGGGAAGGUUUGGACAUCAUCAAGGACACAAUCAACACUGCGGUUCGACAAGACUAUCCCAAAGACAAAUUCCGUGUCGUCAUUCUCGACGAUGGUAACUCUCCUGCAGUGCGCGAGCUUGUCUCUGAAAUCAGCAAAGAGAACCCGGAUGUUCAAUUACACUAUGGAGCUCGCGGCAGAGAGGUGAAGAUCCACUCGAAGGCUGCGAACAUCUGCUAUGGUAUGGAGCUGGUCAAGACCUUGCCGGGAGGCGCCGCGCCCUACUUCGGUGUCGUGGAUAUCGACAUGUUGCUGGAACCCGAAUGGAUUCGUGCCACUGUGCCAUUUCUGGAAGAGGACGAGCUUGUUGCCAUGGCUGGCAGCCCGCAAAAGUUCUACAACCUGCCUCAAGGGUUCUGCCUGGCUCCUCGCUUCGCACUGGAGAGCGACGUGCUUCAACGUGUCUUUGACGCAAAUGGCAAAGCCGUCUGCCAAGGGACUGGAUAUCUGGCCCGCACAUCUACCUUUGAAGCUCUUGGAGGCUUUCCUACCAUGGUCAAGCAGGAGGAUAGCUUCAUUGUCAGCAUCAUCCUGUCAGCGCAUGGCUACAAGGUCCGCCUACUUGAAGAGGAGCACCAGCACGGCAUGAACGCUUUGACCUAUACGGAUAUGGCGAAACUACAGACCAAGUGGAUGACGGGAAUCAUUCACGCAUACUCACUCUUCACACACCCAAUUCUGACUUGCAAGCCUCUGGGCGCUCGAGUUAGUGGACUCAUUCCUGUGUUGCACAUGACCAUCUUCCGCCUGUUCCUGGUGCUUGCCCUCCCGUCCAUCCUUCUGCUGGCCAGAACUGCGGUCAUUCCGACUGCAAACUACACCGAUUUCAGAAUUACUUUGGCUUUGGCUUCGGUUGCAUAUUCAUCGUCUUACAUCAUGUCUUGGUUCCUGUCAGCCGCUGCAAACGGUAAUAUCUCACUGGACGACGGCACACGUCUCUGGAACUUGCCGUACCAGCUCAAGGGUGUCAUGUGGCUCGUCCAUCACGCCAUCUUCGGCGAGUCAAAGAUGCCUCGCUUCCUCACCACCGGCGCCGACUGCGCCGCCUCCAAGAAAACCGCCAGCACCAGCGUCAUCGGCAGACUCUGGCGAACAGUCAUCUACGAUGGAGGCUGGAUGCACAUGACCUACUUCUUCCUCCUCACGGCGGUCAUCUCCCUGACUCUGCGCGACGCGACUUCGACCAAAUGGCUCCUGGCCUCCAUCGCUUUCCCGCCUUUCACGAAGAUUCUGCUCGAUUGCCUGUACAACUCCAUCACGCCCAUCAUCUACGUGCUCUCGCCGGACCCGAAUCUGAAGACCAGGGAAGAUUUCUUGGAGAGGGACGAGAAGACUGGUGUGGCGCGGCCUUCGAUGGCGGCUAUUACUCCUCCUAAGCCUGCGUUCUUUGGCACCUUGGGUUUGACGGGCUGGCUCUGGGCGUACUUCGCAGUCGCACCACUUUGGCUUGCAACACGCUACUAG